Molecule: messenger RNA, 5175 nt
Organism: Venustampulla echinocandica
Lineage: Eukaryota; Fungi; Ascomycota; Leotiomycetes; Helotiales; Pleuroascaceae
Product: Cytokinesis protein sepA
Exons: 2
Coding region: 1-5175 (1724 amino acids)
Biological process (GO): barbed-end actin filament capping; actin filament bundle assembly; mitotic actomyosin contractile ring assembly
Cellular component (GO): cell division site; mating projection tip
Molecular function (GO): small GTPase binding; actin binding
Source: RefSeq, a predicted model, not a curated record
AUGUCAGCGGCGGACAAGUCAUCCAGACAGUCUUCUGGCGGCAAAUCUUUCUUUUCCAGGAGCAGCAAGAAGGACAAGAGAAAUGUCAGCGACGACGGGAAAUAUCUGGGAGGAGACCUCGACAAGGCAGGCUCUGUUGGAUCCCGGACGUCGCGACACACACGAGGAUCAUCUAUCGCAUCGUUGGACCGGCCUGAUUCGCCUGGCGCGGACCACAGAGGAUUGAAUAUGAUGGCGGGGGUAAUGACAUCCAUCCCAUAUGACAGUGUCGCAGCGGACGGCAGGUCUCCAAUACCGGUGGAUUACUUACCAAGGAGCGACCAUAUGCCUGCCCGGAAGGAGCCUCUGCCACAUCAUCUAAAUAAGGUAGCGGGAGAUUUCCAUCAAUAUCCAACUUUCGACGCUGCCACACCUACAAACUCUCAUAUAUCGGGCCCCCGUCCUCCACCGGGGGCUACAAACGUCACUAUGUCAUCUACCGGAAAUCGCGCGACACAGUUGCAGCAAUGGGGCCCAGGCAGGGCGAGUGGGGCGAGUGCAAUGUACAAUCCAAGAUACGAUUCCAUUUCUACGAACCAAUCCUCUGCGUACGGGCGAAGUUCUUUCGAUCAAUCUAGCGUAGAUUCGAGUACCGAGCGCUCGAGCGUCUUCUCCUCCGGAGGUUCAUCGAGGACAGUUAUGCCCACUUCCGCUGCGAGUAGCUCUUUAUCACCAUCACAAGCAUCCCACCGCGAAUCCCAUCGUCUCACGAAGCUUCCUUAUUACAACGGUUCGUCGACGUCUGUUGGUCCGGAUGGCCUCAAUAAACCCACGGAUGAUAGAGUAAUAGAGGAGAUGUUUCUGGCUUUGAUGCAGAAACGAGGAUGGCACAACUUGCCGGAUCAAGCGCGGCGGCAAAUGAUGGCAUAUCCUGCUGCAAAAAAAUGGACGCUGGUACACCAAGACCGAUUGACGGAGUGGCAAGGCGAGCAAAAGCGCCGAACGACGGCCAGACAAACAGGACAGUAUGGCAAUGCUAUGGAAAUGCUUCUCAAUGCAGAGGAAGAAGGCACACCGGAAUGGUUCGUCAGAAAGGUGAUGGAUAACAGCAUUACUGCGAAGCAAUUACAGAGUUUGGCAGUAAGUUUACGGACACAGCCUAUUGGGUGGGUGAAGACAUUUGUAGAGUGUCAAGGGCAGGUAGCUCUCACCAAUGUGCUUGGGAAGAUUAAUCGCCGGCAAGCCCAAGGCCCAGCGCCCGCCGAUGGAUCAACGAGUGAUAAGGAUCUCGACCGAGAGUAUGAUAUUGUAAAAUGCUUAAAGGCUCUUAUGAACAACAAAUUUGGAGCAGACGAUGCAUUGGCCCAUCAACCAGUUAUUGUUGCGUUGGCAACGUCCUUAAUAUCUCCACGCUUGACCACAAGGAAGCUUGUCAGCGAGGUUUUGACAUUCCUGUGUCAUUGGGCGGAUGGCCAGGGGCAUCUUAAAGUUGUCCAGGCUAUGGAUUAUGUCAAAAAUCAGCAGGGAGAAAAUAGCCGUUUCGACGCAUGGAUGCGGGUGGUCGAGGUUACAGUUGAUGGGCGAGGCAAGAUGGGUAGUCUUGUGGGUGCUAGCGAAGAACUUCGAAGUGGUGGUAUUGGGAUGGAGAAUCUUCUCAUGGAAUAUGCUGUUGCCACACUGUUCUUGAUCAAUAUGAUCGUCGAUGCUCCGGAGCGGGACCUACAGCUUCGGGUCCAUAUCCGGGCACAAUUCACAGGAUGCGGCAUCAAACGGAUAUUGACGAAGAUGGAGGGCUUCCAAUAUGAUGUUAUAGACAAGCAAAUUGAACGAUUCCGGACCAACGAGGCGAUCGAUUAUGAGGAUCUCCUGGACCGCGAGAACAGUAGCAUGAAGGAUAGCAUAGAGGGCGAGGUUAAAGAUCUCAAUGACCCCGUUCAGAUUGUCGACGCUAUCAUGCAGAAGGUCCAGGGUAGCAGAACACAAGACUAUUUUGUGUCUGCAUUGCAACAUCUAUUGCUCAUCCGAGAAAAUGACGGAGAAGAGCGGCUGCGCUUGUUCCAGCUGGUGGACUCGAUGCUUAGCUAUGUUGCCAUGGACAGGCGGUUGCCGGACAUGGACUUGAAGCAAAGCCUUAAUUUUACCGUUCAAAGCUUGCUUGAUAAGCUCCACACAGAUUCAGAAGCACGGCAAGCUCUUGAUGAAGCUUUGGAAGCCCGCCAGCUUGCCGACUCGGCAAUGGCCGAGCGGGAUGAAAUGAAGUCCCAGGUUGAGCUCGGUGCUGAAGGUAUGGUCGCCAAAUUACAAAAGCAAAUGGAGGAACAAGCACAAAUAAUUGAGCUCCAACGAAGGCAAAUAGAAGCCUUGAAGGGCGAGGUCGAAAACAUGCAGAGUGUCCGCGCUAAGGAGGCCCAACGUAACGAGCUUGAAACCAGAGAGCUUUAUCUUAUGCUCCGUGAUGCCCAAGAUGUGGCUGCUUCGAACGCUGCCAAGGGCGGAGCCGCUGGCCUAGGAGAAAGCGAUCCUUCUCAGAUGAACGGAAUCCUCGAUCGGGAGAAACUCAUGGACCGCCUUGAAAUGCAAAUCGAAAGGCAGAAGACCCAAUAUAAACUCGAAGGAAGAGUGUGGGGAGAUGCUGCAGGUCCUUCAGAUCGAUUGCGCGCCCUUCGCGAGGAAAUGGAUGGCGAUGGCUCUGAAGACCGUGCCACACCUCCUAGGGAUUUCACGAAUAGCAUGCUUGGUAGCGUUGCCAGACAAACUAGGAUACCUAGAAAACCUGUCAAUUCCCAGGAAAUCCUCGCCGAAGAAGAGGACGAUGAAGAAGCUACUGUUUUCGAGAGGCCUCGUAUCAUCGAGAUGAAGCGACCAAAGGCGGCCCCCGGAUAUCUGGAUGAGAUGAGUUCCAAAAUCAAACGUUAUGAUGCUAGCGACGACGAGGAAGGGGAUGGUGUCACAACCGGCCCCUCUCAUCCAAGCCUGGAGUCGGACUUACCAAAGACACCUAAUGAUGAAGGGGCACCCAAGGCCGAGGGAUUCAAUGGGCCACCACCACCACCACCUCCCCCACCUCCUCCCAUGCCAGGACAAACUCCAGGAUUUACAGGACCGCCUCCACCACCUCCUCCACCGCCACCUCCCAUGCCAGGGCAAGCUCCAGGAUUUACAGGCCCACCACCUCCACCUCCUCCCCCACCAAUGCCAGGCACUCCCUUAGCCCCUGGACCUCCACCACCCCCUCCUAUGCCUGGCAAGAUGGCAGGCAACUUUUUGGCUCAACAACCUGCAUACAAUGCUGCCCCAAGUAUUGGGUUACCAGUCGCUAGGCCGAAGAAGAAACUCAAAGCGCUCCAUUGGGAGAAGGUUGACACUCCUAUGACUACCCAUUGGGCAGCACAUGCUCCAACUCCAGCAGAGAAGGAAGAGAAAUAUGCCGAAUUAACGCGAAAGGGUGUUCUGGACGAAGUUGAGAAACUGUUCAUGGCUAAGGAAAUCAAACGAAUUGGAAAGGCUUCUGGUAAGAAAACUGAUAAGAAGCAAAUCAUCUCAAGUGAUCUCAUGAGGACGUUCCAAAUUUCUCUUUCAAAAUUCUCGUCCUAUUCCGUAGAAAAAGUUGUUCAGAUGAUCAUUCAUUGCGACAAGGAGGUUUUGGACAACUCGGUUGUGAUGGAUUUCUUGCAAAAGGAGGACAUGUGUAUUGUACCCGAAAAUUCCACUAAGCUCAUGGCACCAUAUAGUAGGGAUUGGACUGGGCCAAAUGCUAACAACGAAGACCGGGAGCAAGAUCCCUCAGAGCUCACUCGAGAAGAUCAAAUUUACCUUCAGACUUCUUACGAACUCCACCACUACUGGAAAUCGAGGAUGCGAGCCCUUGCAUUGACAAGGACAUUCGAGCCUGAAUACGACGAAGUGUCUCAGAAGAUAAAACAAGUUGUCAGUGUGUCGGAGUCGCUACGGGACUCUGUAUCUCUUAUGAAUGUUCUGGGCCUGAUCCUUGACAUUGGCAACUAUAUGAACGACUCAAACAAACAAGCUAGCGGUUUCAAAUUAAGUUCUCUUGCACGACUUGGAAUGGUUAAAGACGACAAGAAUGAGUCAACCUUUGCAGAUCUUGUGGAGCGAAUUGUUCGAACACAAUAUCCUGAAUGGGAAGGGUUCACUGACGAUAUCAUGGGCGUUGUCACCGCUCAGAAACUCAACGUCGAGCAGCUACAGCAGGACGCAAAGCGGUACAUUGACAACAUUAAGAAUGUGCAAAUGUCACUCGACUCUGGCAAUUUGAGUGAUCCAAAGAAAUUCCAUCCUCAAGACCGUGUUAGUCAAGUGGUUCAGCGGUCAAUGAAGGACGCCCGACGAAAGGCUGAGCAGAUGCAAUUAUAUCUAGAAGAGAUGAUAAGGACGUAUGACGACAUAAUGGUCUUUUACGGUGAAGAUCCCACCGAUGAAAAUGCCCGAAGAGACUUCUUCUCAAAGUUGGCUAUUUUCGUAACGGAAUGGAAGAAGUCAAGGGAAAAGAACAUCCAAUUUGAGGAGACUCGAAAGCGCAAUGAGAUUUCGAUGAAGCGAAAGAAUGCGCAAUUGAAGGUCAAUGGAUCGUCUGACAGUAGCGCGCCUAAUUCACCAAUCUCUACUGGAGCCAUGGAUUCGCUCCUUGAGAAAUUGAGAGCUGCUGCUCCGCAAGCACGAGACCAAAGAGACCGAAGGAGAAGAGCGCGGCUGCAGAAUCGUCACCAGGUUCGUGUGGCUUCGGGCCAGAAGAUCCCUGAUCUGGAUGAGAUACCAGCAAUUGAAGAUUCAUUAAAGAGUCCGGACUCUUUAAGUGAAGGCCCUAUUAGCCCAGACCUUGUAAAAGAAGCCACUGAAGAUGAUGUGGCUGAACGCGCUGCGUUACUCCUGCAAGGCAUGCGGGGCACGGAUGGAACUGAUGAUGCAGAGAACAACGAACGACGCGAUAGUGUACGGCGAGCGAGAAGAAGGGAAAACGCCGACGAGGAAAGAAAAGCUCGGCGAAGACGACGAGAGAAAGCGUCUACGCUAUCCGAACACCCUGAUGAAGAGGAUGCCCUUCAGGAAGAAGACACCGAGGCGCAGACAGCAGAUGCGCCGAAUGACGACGAAAAAGAGAAGCUACCCACUCCCACGACGGUCGUUAGCCCUCCGAGCCCUGAAGGCUCGGAAAAGAAACCUAUAGAGCUAGAUUGA